AUCCUGUAAGCAGGAUGGGAAUCCCGUGGUCACGAUGGAUCCUAUGGACAGGAUGGAUCCUGUGAGCAGGAGGAGUCCCAUGGUCAGGAUGGGAUCCUAUGGGCAGUUUGCGAUCCCAUGGGCAAACUGGAUCCUACGUGCAGGAUGGAUCCCUUGUGGGGAUGAGUUCCACCCCUUCAUCGAGGCGCUGCUCCCCCAUGUCCGGGCCUUCGCCUACACCUGGUUCAACCUGCAGGCCCGCAAGCGCAAGUACUUCAAGAAGCACGAGAAGAGGAUGUCCAAGGAGGAGGAGCGGGCCGUGAAGGACGAGCUGCUGAGCGAGAAGCCCGAGGUGAAGCAGAAAUGGGCCUCGCGCCUCCUGGCCAAGCUGCGCAAGGACAUCAGGCCCGAGUGCCGCGAGGACUUCGUGCUCUCCGUCACCGGCAAGAAGGCGCCGUGCUGCGUCCUGUCCAACCCCGACCAGAAGGGCAAGAUGCGCCGCAUCGACUGCCUGCGCCAGGCCGACAAGGUGUGGAGGCUGGACCUGGUGAUGGUCAUCCUGUUCAAGGGGGUCCCGCUGGAGAGCACCGACGGCGAGCGCCUGGCCAAGGCGGGUCAGUGCACCAACCCCAUCCUCUGCAUCCAGCCCCACCACAUCAGCGUCUCCGUCAAAGAGCUCGACCUCUACUUGGCCUAUUUCGUCCGUGAGAGAGACUCGGAGCAGAGCAGCAGCCCCCGGACGGGCAUCGCCUCGGACCAGGAGGACACGAAGCCCAGCACGCUGGACUCCACAGACUUCCAGGAAAGCUUCGUCACCUCGGGGGUGUUCAGCGUCACCGAGCUCAUCCAGGUGUCCCGCACGCCGGUGGUGACGGGCACGGGCCCCAGUUUCUCCCUGGGGGAGCUGCAGGGUCACCUGGCCUACGACCUGAACCCGUCCAGCACGGGCAUGAGGAGGACGCUGCCCAGCACCUCCUCCAGCGGGAGCAAACGGCACAAGUCUGGCUCCAUGGAGGACGACAUCGACACGAGCCCCGGCGGCGAGUAUUACACCUCCUCCAACUCCCCCACGAGUAGCAGCCGCAACUGGACAGAGGACAUGGAAGGGGGCAUCUCCCCCAAUGUGAAGACAGAGAUGGACAAGUCGCCCUUCAACAGCCCCUCACCGCAGGACUCCUCGCCGCGCCUGAGCAGCUUCACGCAGCACCACCGUCCCGUCAUCGCGGUGCACAGCGGUAUCGCUCGCAGCCCGCACCCUUCGUCCACGCUGCAUUUCCCCACCACCUCCAUUCUCCCCCAGACGGCCUCCACCUAUUUCCCCCACACGGCCAUCCGGUACCCGCCUCAUCUCAACCCGCAGGACCCACUGAAAGAUCUCGUCUCUCUGGCCUGCGACCCGUCCAACCAGCAGCCCGGACCGUUAAAUGGAAGUGGUCAAGUGAAAGUGCCCAGCCACUACCUGCCCACGCAGAUGCUGGCACCGCCACCUCCCCCCGGCGUGCCCCGCUUGGCCGUCUCUCCUGACACCAAAUCCGCCACGACAACUUCGGAGGGAGGGACGACCUCACCGACGUCACCCACCUACUCUGCACCAGGCACGCCCCCUGCGAACCGUUCCUUCGUGGGAUUAGGACCAAGGGACCCUGGCAGUAUCUAUCAGGCACAGUCCUGGUACCUGGGAUAGCGCGGCCGUGCCACCCUUCGCUCCCUUCUCCUCUGCUUUAGGCACCCUGAGGACCCCCCCCCCCCGGCGCAGCGCCCCCGGAGGACAACGUGCAUUAAUCGCCACGUGAACACAGCAAAAAAUAACCCCCAUCCCAUCCCGGACCGAGCGAGGAGAGAAAGGAAAAGAGAAGAGAGGAGAGAGAGGAAGGUUGGAAGGUUGGAAGGUCGGACUUUUUUGGGUUGGUUUUUUUUUGUUGUUGUUGGUUCUUUUUUUUUGGAAAGGAUAAAAAA
This is a messenger RNA of Coturnix japonica (Japanese quail), 1935 nucleotides long. RefSeq names its product nuclear factor I C (gene NFIC). The record is from RefSeq and is a predicted model, not a curated record. Gene Ontology annotation, molecular function: DNA-binding transcription factor activity, RNA polymerase II-specific; RNA polymerase II cis-regulatory region sequence-specific DNA binding. Gene Ontology annotation, biological process: regulation of transcription by RNA polymerase II. NCBI's taxonomy places the organism in Eukaryota, Metazoa, Chordata, Aves, Galliformes, Phasianidae. Gene Ontology annotation, cellular component: nucleus.